UCCGCCUACCACUUCUGGAAUCAUCCUCGUCUUCCGCUAAAACCCUAACCCUAAACCUCGCAAGAAGCCGGAGAUGGUGUUCGGGCAAGUGGUGAUCGGCCCUCCGGGCUCCGGCAAAACCACGUAUUGCAAUGGCAUGUCCCAGUUCCUCAAGCUCAUCGGCAGGAAGGUAGCAGUCGUCAAUUUGGAUCCUGCCAAUGAUGCCUUGCCAUAUGAGUGUGCGGUUAAUAUCGAGGAUCUUGUGAGACUCAGUGAUGUUAUGCUUGAGCAUUCACUUGGUCCAAAUGGAGGUCUUGUUUAUUGCAUGGAUUACUUGGAGAAGAACAUUGACUGGUUGGAGUCUAAAUUAAAGCCUCUGGUUAAAGAUCAUUACCUUCUCUUUGAUUUUCCUGGCCAAGUUGAACUUUUCUUUCUCCAUUCUAAUGCAAAGAAUGUUAUUUUUAAACUUAUGAAGAAGAUGAACCUUCGGUUAACUGUUGUUCACUUGGUUGACGCCCAUCUAUGUUGUGAUCCUGGAAAAUAUGUGAGUGCAUUGCUUCUUUCAUUGUCAACCAUGUUGCAUUUGGAGCUUCCUCACAUUAAUGUCCUCUCCAAGAUUGAUCUUGUUGAGAGCUAUGGGAGACUAGCUUUCAAUCUUGACUUUUACACAGAUGUUCAAGAUCUGUCUUAUUUACAGUAUCAUCUCGAUCAGGAUCCACGCGAGAGAAAUUGCAGGAAGCUUACAAAGGAGUUAUGUGGUGUCAUUGAAGAUUAUAGCCUUGUUAACUUUACCACUUUGGACAUUCAAGAUAAAGAAAGUGUUGGAAAUCUUGUGAAGGUGAUAGAUAAAAGCAACGGGUAUAUAUUUGCUGGGAUAGAAGGAAGUGUUGUCGAGUUCAGCAAAAUUGCAGCAGCUCCUCUUGACUGGGACUACUAUAGGACAGCGGCUGUACAAGAGAAGUAUAUGAAGGACGAUGAUGAUGACUAGUUUCGAGGAUCACCAAGGUGGCUUUGUGUAAAAUACAUAAACCAUUUCCAUGUUGAAAGGUUUAUUAAUUUUGUCAAGAACACUUGUAUAACUUUUCACAAAUUUUGUAGAGACUGACUGUUUAGAAAUCAUUGGUGGUUCUUUUUUGUGGUCU
Dioscorea cayenensis subsp. rotundata (Guinea yam) is the source of this 1121-nucleotide messenger RNA. Its product is annotated as GPN-loop GTPase QQT1. The record is from RefSeq and is a predicted model, not a curated record. Gene Ontology annotation, molecular function: GTPase activity. NCBI's taxonomy places the organism in Eukaryota, Viridiplantae, Streptophyta, Magnoliopsida, Dioscoreales, Dioscoreaceae. Gene Ontology annotation, cellular component: cytoplasm.